This is a messenger RNA of Protopterus annectens (West African lungfish), 506 nucleotides long. RefSeq names its product protein C8orf37-like. The transcript is spliced from 3 exons. Lineage: Eukaryota; Metazoa; Chordata; Ceratodontiformes; Protopteridae. The record is from RefSeq and is a predicted model, not a curated record. The coding region runs from base 144 to 506 and encodes 120 amino acids.
AAGGAACACGCACGUUUUAAUCUUAGGCGUCGUGCGCGUGCUCAGGGUCCCAAUUAAUAAGGUACUGUACAGCCGACACGGCGUAUUAUUCGUAGGCGUGUGCGUGGCUGGGGUCCCAAGCAACAGUAUAGUUUACAAUAGCAAUGGCGGACGAUCUAGAUUCUCUGCUGGAUGAGGUGGAAUCUAAGUUUUGUAACACUGUGUCCGUUAAAACAUCCAUGGCUGGAGGAAGCCGUCAGGUUGGCAGUAAUGCUGAAAGCAGAGGAGCAAGCAAAAAAACGACUGUUGUGAGGUCUUCUCGUGCACAAUUCAAUAGUGAAGGCAGAAGAGUGGAAGAUGAUGAUGAUGAUAUAGAUGAGUUCCUUGAUGAUAUAUUAAGCGAGAACAGCUUAAUGGGACAUGAAUUUGAUGCACGAUGCAAUAUGAACAAUCCCAACAAGAUUUUGGCAGAUAGGGAUUUAAGAACACGUCAGAAGGGAUCUAGGAAAAAUCAGGGAUUCUUUUAG